GGCAUCGGUGCUGCUACUGCCGCCGCUUUGGCCGAGGCGGGUCUGAGGGUCGUCGCUGUCGACAUAUCCAAUGAGAACGCUAUCACCGAUUACCUGAGUCUGCUGUUGAAGCCCGAAGCCCUGAAGAACGUGAUCCCGAAGCAGGUGGACGUGACGGACCACAAGCGGCUCGAGGAGCUGUUCUGCUGGAUUGACAAGUUCGGGGGCAUGAGCGUCCUCGUCAGCUGUGCUGGGGUCAUGUUCCCUGGCCAGGUCACUGACGUGGGCAAAGACGUCGUGAGCGCGGAAAAGCUGAUCCGAACGCUGGACGUGAACACCAAAGGGGUGAUCCUGUGCUCUAAGUUCGCUGUCGCCUCCAUGAAGAAGCGGGGCACCGACGGUCACAUCGUCAACAUUAACAGCUUAGCGGGCCACUACGUGCCUUUCAACUCGCAUAUGAACGUGUACUCUGCCUCUAAACACGCCAUCACCGCUUUCAACGGUCUCCUCAGCCACGAGCUAGCAGACUUCAAUAGCAAGAUCAAGCUUACGAGCAUCUCACCCGGUAACACGAUGACCGAGCUUGCGAGCAAGUCGCUCGAAUAUGUCAGUAAGGAAUCUAACGAAGUGGCGCUUCAACCCAGCGACGUCGCCGGCGCAGUGCUGUAUGCGCUCUCUACACCGCCUAACGUUAAUAUCAACGAAUUAACCAUCACCUCGGUAGGAGAGAAGCGGCUAUAAAAACACUAUCAUCGGGCACGCACUAUGCAUACUAAGCGAAUAUACUCGUAGCA
This is a messenger RNA of Cydia fagiglandana, 773 nucleotides long. Its product is annotated as farnesol dehydrogenase-like. The annotation marks the transcript as partial. The transcript has 6 exons. Lineage: Eukaryota; Metazoa; Arthropoda; Insecta; Lepidoptera; Tortricidae. Gene Ontology annotation, molecular function: oxidoreductase activity. The record is from RefSeq and is a predicted model, not a curated record.